AUGCCUCCCCGAAUGUUUCUUGACUACGUCCAUGUCCCACCUCGUGUUCACGGAGCUUCCAACCAACGACUCCCCACAACUUCCGACAAACAACUCCGCACGCAAGUUCGUCCUCAGAGAGGAACCAGGAACCAUACGGAGGCGCUCUUCUCAGACUGUGUGCUGGAGGACUCAGAGGAAAGCGACAGCUUCUCUCCCAUAGGCAUCAGCGAAGACCAUAGUGACAGUUCUGAUAUCCACCUUCCAGCCAGGAUCCAUGGCAAGCGAAAAGGAACAGCAGCCAAGCCUGAGGAAGGUACUACUUCUUCCAAACGCCAGAAGAAGACAGGCAGAGUGGUGCUUCCGACCCCCAUAAUAGUUCCUCCCGGCGCUUCAAGUUCAAACAAGCACAACCUGGCACUCGAUGCUGCCAGUGCUUUCACAUUCAAGUUUCUUGAUACACAUACUUGUGACUGUGCAACUCUGCCUGUUAAUCACCCCCAGAAACAAUGUAAUGUUUUACGUUACUUCGACCUUUAUUAUUCGUCGUCCCUCAACGCUAUAAUCUGCUACAAGCAUGGGUGCUUCGUUUUAAUGGAACGUUGGUUUAGUCACCUACAGCUUGUAAACAGAGAUGGGUCCCAUGCUCACAAGUGUACCGACCCUAAGGCCCGCAAAAAAGCAGAGCUCACUGCCAUGAAAGCCCAUGUGGAAGCAAGUUUUCAUCCGGCUGUUUCUGAGUCUGACAACGCCCUGGUCCUUCCUUCUCACUUGCAGGAUAUUUUACCCAUGGCGAUACUCUAUGAGGGUGAACGACCUCCGAUAUUGGCAAGAUACCCUUGUCCUGUUUCAGGGUGCAGCGCAUGGGUAGCAAUUAGCAAGAACAAAACAUCUGGCUAUGAACAUGAUCUCAACAAGCAUGUCGUCAAGGUGCACUGUUCAAAGCUCACAAAUUACCCUCAGAGGUCUAAAAUGCCAAUCUGGACUCAGAGGUUGAAGUUGGGACAAUCUACAUAUCACGUCUUUCAGCUGCCCAGCGGAUGGAGCCCUCCGACUCAAGCCCCAUCCUAUCCGCUCCCCACUAUAUCCCACCUCACUCAACUUUCUCAACAGAAUUUGUUACCGCCACCACCCCCACUACCGCCACAGGCCUCCUGGAUGCAUGAUCUAGGCUGGAGCUCUUACAGAGCAACCAUGCCGUGGACAGAUGCUUUUCUGAGGAGAGCCUUGGAACCCCCCAGCUUGUCUCUUGCUUCUCAGACACGAGGAAGUCUGAAGUGGCUUGAAUUGGGUCUUAACGUGAUCAGUGACACUCCUCCCCGUUAUCUUGCUAAUGCAAAUCUUUACCUCGAUCAUUGUCAUCCUCUUGUGCGUGUUGCGAUCAACUCGGGAAGUAAGUUGGGUGCAUUUAGGCCAUUAACCGCUAAUCGUUAUAAGCAAUAUGGAGCAUUUUUGACCCAGGCUGUAUCCAUGAUACUCAGAAUGGUGCACGAAAAGAUUGUCCUACAGGAAAAGCAAUCAGGGGGCAUUCUACCCUGCACGCAAACACAGCUAGAGGCUGCAGUGGGGCUCUAUCGGGUAAUCAUGGAAGGCAUGGGCACUUAUGAGGAGGACAAGCUUCUACCCAGUCUGCAUACUUUUCUGGAUUCACUGCUUCGUUCAGGGGAGAUGCCUACUCAACUAAUGUCCUUUCCCACUGAUCUUCUUCUUUUCUUUUCCAGCAUUCGCCCUGAUGGUGCUUAUUCGAUGGCGACUAUCGUAACAUCAAACUGCGCAGCUCUCCGAUACUGCUUACUGGCCAUUUUCACCCACGUCUCUAGAUGUAGUGCCACUGGUUUGAAAGACUUUGCUUGGUUUGAGAAACCCAAGCCCUCUAGCCCUUCAGAUAGUAGCGUUGAGGGAGAGAAGGGCCCAGACGCCGAUGGUACAGACUACAUCAGUGAACAAGCUUUGGGAUGUGAAAGCGAAGGUGCAGCUGAAGAGGAACUUUUCGACAGUCAAGCAUCACAAGAUGAUAGUAUAGAGGAGGAAGACAUAGAAGCUGUUCUGGAACGCAUCAUGGACGAUACCUAUGAGUCUGUCACUGCCAUUCCAAGUCGGCCAGAAGUUGAGGUUGACAAAGACGGCCACAGUGAGCUUCCUCAAGAUGAUGGAGAUCUAGGCCUCAUCUAUGAGAAGAUAGAAUCUUAUCUACAGAACACUAUACCAGGAGCAUCUAGAGGCUGCCAUGAUGGAGAAGUUGACAUGGAGACCAAGUCAGAGUCUCCGCUAAGUUUUAUCCACCAAGAGAUAGGGUGGGUCACCAGUCGAGACGAGCUCGAACGCUCUACGCCAUUCUCAAGAAUCCAUCGCGUAUGGGGAAAACUACACGGCACAACUCUCGACCAGCCUGGCUCACUUCACUUCAGCUCUUUGGGGGAUGGGUUCACUUGGGAUUUCCAGAGGCACCAGCAAGAGCCCCGGUCGGUUGACAUGCGCAAGUGGGCCUUGGCCUGUAGACUUGCUAUGGACGGUUUUCAAGCUAGCGUCAAAUGGCUUAGCCUUGAAUCCAAGGAGAUACACUCCAUAAAAAUUGAGGACAACAAACUCCGAGACGCUCCUCACAGACAGACUUCAAACUUGGAGCGGACGACGGUUGCUCAACGUGAUAUUUUUUCUAGAAUCCUUGCAAACGCGACGGACAAAGGGGGCGAUGUUGGUCAACAUCUGAAGUCAUGGCUGGCCGAGGAGCAGAAAGCCAUCGAAUUCCUGGCCAUCAUUCUCUGCCUUGCUGGUGGUGUUAGCUUUCGUGGCUGGCAACUGUCUCCUAUACUUUUCGACUGCUCUGGAGACCGUGAUAGAAACCUAUGGAUUGUUGACGGCUAUGUCUUAGUUUCUCACCCUAAAGCGAAGCAGCGCACACAAAAACAAGCACCUACCUUUCUGGCGUUCCCGUCGGCAAUCUCUUCUGAUAUUGCAUGCUACAUAGCAAUAAUCCGGCCAACUGCCUGCAUGGUCCUCAAGCACCUGGAGAUUGAUGACCCACAUCAUUCAGUCGUACUCUGGUCAGACCCAAUUCCGCCAGUGCCCAAAAUCUCCAGACGGUGUCCCAUUAUAUCUUGGAGUGGACAGGACAUAUCUCAUCGCUUGCAGAAAUUCACUAUGAGGGAAAUUGGAACCCCAAUAUCGCCGAUGCUGGCACGGCAAAUAUCGCAAGCCGUUAUUCGUGACAAAUUUCCCCGACUCUUCGAUGACCAUGUCCUAUCAAGCCCGCUGAUUGAGUAUGCCCACCGGUGCAGAUUUCCUCAUUGGCAAGACAUGGGCCCGGAGGUUGCUGUCCAGAUCCUAGCAGUCUCGCAAAUGUGGCAAGCGUUGCUGAAUCUUGAAUCCAGUACCAAUCAGCCAUGGUUAUCCGUGGUUGAAAAUUGCCGGAUAUUCCCAAGUGAGAUGGUCAAGAACUGGGAAGCGGCUUUCUUUAAAGCAACCAGAGUCAUAGACAAAGCAGGUGUUCGCGGCCUCCUCUCACUGUGGUCAAACAAGGAGUUACUGAAUAGUCAAGAAAGUCUUUCUGACUUGAUUGUCCCAGUCCUUGGACAUCUUCUAUUCGGUCUGGAAUCUAGGCCUGUUGACAUAGAUCUCCCUUUAUGGGGUCUUCACUCCAGGUCUGUGGCCAGGGUUUUGCAGAUGAUAAGACUAGCAGCCGACUCUACUUGCAAGGCUUCUCUCUCCGACAUUAAGACGCACCUAACUUCGGAAAAUGCCAAAAGCAUCUACCAAUCCGCUUUAAAGGAUGUCGAAGAUUUCAAACACUCAAAUGUGUGCAGAUGGGACAAACUCAGUAGAGAGGUAUAUUUGUUGCACCGUCACAGCUGCAUCACCCCGGCGGACACCUUAGAGAAGCCAAGCUCAUUGUCAAGCGUAAUUCACCUGAUCUCAGGUCUAGCUUAA
Messenger RNA from Laccaria bicolor S238N-H82, 3906 nucleotides. RefSeq lists its product as uncharacterized. The record is from RefSeq and is a predicted model, not a curated record. The transcript is spliced from 7 exons. Bases 1 to 3906 code for a protein of 1301 amino acids. Lineage: Eukaryota; Fungi; Basidiomycota; Agaricomycetes; Agaricales; Hydnangiaceae.